Messenger RNA from Euleptes europaea (tarantolino), 3393 nucleotides. RefSeq lists its product as uncharacterized. Bases 1 to 3393 code for a protein of 1130 amino acids. Gene Ontology annotation, molecular function: zinc ion binding; protein binding. The record is from RefSeq and is a predicted model, not a curated record. NCBI's taxonomy places the organism in Eukaryota, Metazoa, Chordata, Lepidosauria, Squamata, Sphaerodactylidae. The transcript has 17 exons.
AUGGCGGCGGGGGGUCCCCUGAAGGAGCUGUGCGAGGAGGCCUCUUGCUCCGUCUGCCUGGACUUCUUCAGGGACCCGGUGACCAUCGCCCAGUGCGGCCACAACUUCUGCCGCGCCUGCCUGAGCCGCAGCUGGGGGGAGUCGGGGGCCGAGGCUUCCUGCUGCCCCCAAUGCAGAGGGAGAGCGCAGGAGGGGACCCUCCGGCCCAACCAGCAGCUGGCCAACUUUGUCCAAAUAGCCAAGAAACUCAGUCCUUUGGAAGGGAAGGAGGAGAAGCGAAGGGGGCAGAAGCGAAGGAGGGGGGUCUGCGAGGAGCCCCAGGAGCCCCUGAAGUUUACCUGCAAGGAGGACGAAGCCCCCCUCUGCGUGGUCUGCAGCAGAUCCGAGGAGCACCAAGAUCACCAGGUGGUUCCUCUGGAGGAGCGGAUAAAACAAAUGUGGUCAUUUUGUUUUUGGGAUCAGACGGUCGUGGCAGCCAGAAAGGAGAGAGUUUGCCAGAAGCACCAGGAGCCGCUGAAGCUCUUCUGCAAAGAAGAUGAAGCCCUCAUCUGUGUGGUCUGUGACCAGUCGCAGGAGCACAAACAUCACAAAAUCAUUCCUGUGAAGGAGGCUUCCCAAGAGUACAAGGAUGAGUUCUGCAAUUGUCUGGAGAUUCUGCGGAAGGAGAGAGAAAAAAUUCUGGCGUCUAAAGUCAAUAUAGUGAAGGAAAGCCAAGACCUGCUCAAGCAAACCAAAGGAGAGCAACAGAAGACAAUGACUAAAUUCAGGCAACUGCAUACGUUUCCGGAUAAGCAAGAGAAACUUCUGCUAUCCCAGGUGGAAGAGGUGGAGAGGGAGGUAGCAAGGAAAAGGGACCAGAACCUGGCCGAACUCUCUGAGGAGCUCUCCUCUCUGGACAGCCUCAUCUGGGAGAUGGAGGAGAAGAGUCAGCAGCCAGCAAGUGAACUCCUGCAGGAUGCCAGAAGCACCUUGCAGAGGUAUGAAGAAAAGGAGGCGUUUGAGAAUCCAGUGGCUUUUCCUCUUGUACUGAAGUGGCGCAUCUGGGACUUCUGGGAUUUAAAUUCCCUUUUGGAGGGCAUCAAGAAGCAAUUGAAAGACACUCUGGAUUCUGGACUUCCCCUGCAGAAAGCAAAUGUGACUCUGGAUCCAGACACGGCUUUUUGCCAAAUCUUCCUGUCCAAGCAUUUGAAAAGCAUGAGAUGGGAAGAAAUAGAACACUAUCUGUCCAACUAUCCUGAGACAUUUGACGAAUAUGGUGCUGUGCUGGGCUGUGAGGGAUUCACAGCAGGCCGCCAUUUCUGGGAAGUCCUUGUGGGAAGUGAGGAAGGAUGGAGCGUGGGGGUGGCCAGAGAGUCUGUGAGGAUGCUGAAGGGAGACAUCAUCUUUAGUCCUGAGGAAGGGAUCUGGGAGGAGGGGAAGAGGGGGGGCUGCUUCCAGCCUCAGAUAAAAGAUGAUGCCCUUCCCUUGACUGGGGAGCUGAAGAGGAUCCAAGUCUGCCUGAACUACGCUGGGGGCCGAGUGGCCUUUUUCGACGCUGAACGAGGAUCCCUGAUCCACGAGUUCUCCGGAGCCUCCUUCCGUGGAGAAACCCUCCUGCCCUUCUUUUGGCUAAACUUUGCCACUACAUCAGUAAGAUUGUCCAACUUAGUGAGGAUAGAGUUCAACUGGCUAAAAAUAGUACUCACUGUUCUAGCCGUCAAGCAAGAAAAUUCAGCAGCCAUAUCAGACCCCUCCUUCCCCAUCCCAGCUAUGUCGGCCGGGGGUCUCGUGCAUGAGCUGUGCGAGGAAGCCUCUUGCUCCAUCUGCCUGGACUUCUUCAGGGACCCGGUGACCAUCGCCCAGUGCGGCCACAAUUUCUGCCGCGCCUGCCUGACCCAGAGCUGGGGGGUGUCUAGGGCAGAGGCUUCCUGCCCCCAAUGCAGAGGGAGAGCGCAGGAGGGGACCCUCCGGCCCAACAAGCAUCUGGCCAAUUUUGUGGAAAUCGCCAAAAAUUUCACCCUUCUGGAGGGAAAAGAGGCAGGUGGGAAGGGGGGAGAAGGAAAGGGGGGGAUCUGUGAGAAGCACCAGGAGCCCCUGAAGUUUUUCUGCAAGAAGGACGAAGCCCCCCUCUGCGUGGUCUGCGGCAUAUCCAAGGAGCACCAAGAUCACCAGGUGGUUCCUCUGGAGGAGGAAAUAAAACGCAUCUUGUUUCCUUGUUUUGGGAAUCAGGCACUCGUGGCUGCUAGAAGAGGGAGAGUUUGCCAGAAGCACCAGGAGCCGCUGAAGCUCUUCUGCACGGACGACGAAGCCCUCAUCUGUGUGGUCUGUGACCGAUCCAAGGAGCACAGAGAUCACAAGACCCUUCCUAUUGAGGAGGCCUCGCAAGAGUACAAGGAUCAGUUCUGCAACCGUCUGGAGAGGCUGAAGAAGGAGAGAGAAAGAAUUGUGGCGUGUCAAGCAAACAUAGUGAAGGAAAGCCAAUACUUGCUCAAGCAAACCACAGGAGAGAAGCAAGAGAUGACAGCCAAGUUCAGACAACUACACUCGUUUCUGGAGGAAAAAGAGAAACUUUUUCUGGCUCAGAUGGAAGAGGUGGAGAAGGAGGUAGCAAGGAAAAGGGACCAGCACCUGGCCAGACUCUCUGAGGAACUCUGCUGUCUUGAAAUCCUCAACCGGGAGAUGGAGGAGAAGUGUCAGCAGCCGGCCAGUGAACUCCUGCAGGAUGCCAGAAGCACCUUGCAGAGGUAUGAAGAAAAGGAGCCAUUUGAGAAUCCAGUGGCUUUUCCUCUUGUACUGAAGUGGCGCAUCUGGGACUUCUUGGAUUUAAGCCCCCUUUUGGAGGGCAUCAAGAAGCAAUUGAAAGACACUCUGGAUUCUGGACUUCACUUGCAGAAAGCAAAUGUGACUCUGGAUCCGGACACGGCCCAUCCCAAACUCGUCCUGUCUGAGGACCGGAAAAGUGUGAGAUUGGGAGAAAAAGUUCAAGCUCUGCCCAGAAAUCCUGAGAGAUUUGAUGAACACGGUGCUGUGCUGGGCCGUCAGGGAUUCAGAGCAGGCCGCCAUUACUGGGAAGUCCUUGUGGGAAGUGAGGAAAGCUGGACUGUGGGGGUGGCCAGAAAGUCUGUGAGGAGGAAGGGAUGGGUCACCUUUUGUCCUGAGGAAGGGAUCUGGGCUGUGGGGAAAUGGCUUGGGCAAUACUGGGCUGCCUUAAAAGGCCAAUACCUUCCCCUGUCCCUGAGUGGGGAGCUCAAGAGGAUCCGCGUCUGCCUGAACUACGCUGGGGGGCGAGUGACCUUUUUCGACGCUGACCGAGCAGCCCUUCUCUGCGAGUUCUCUGGAGCCUCCUUCCGUGGAGAGACCCUCCUGCCCUCCUUUGCAAUGUCUAAAAAAGGCCACCUCAGACUCUCUUGUUAA